AUAUGUAAAAGGAAACAGCGUGCAUUAAUUAUAAGAACAAUCAGUCGGAAGCAAUUAGCACAGAGUCAAUUGAAGUUUAAACAACUGUACACACUUGAAUUAACACCUUCUUGGAUAAAGCAAAGCGUAUAUUUCUUGCUGGCAGAAUAGAAUAUUUCAUAAGCGAUUGUUAUUCAAUUGGUACACAUUUGAGAGGAGACCAGCGUUUAUAGUGUAACUCUAUUUUUAACUCAAACUUUGUCGCUCUUUAAGCACGGCCAGUCUGCUUGAGAGAAAGUAUUGAUUUAUAAUGAUUAUGGACAUAUACUACAAUUGCGGAAGAAGGUUUAUUGUGUAACUUGUAAGAGCCGACAACGUGUUAGUAUAUUGUAAAUGGUUAGGAAUUUAUUUUGGUGAGCUGGAGGUAUACUUUUAGAGGUGGGAGACAGUCAAGCGCAAUCCCCCUUAAUUGUACGGUAACCUCACACCAGGAGAUGUACGUCGAAGUGCAAACAAACGGAACAGUUACAUGCGAGAUUUCUCGUCCGUCAUCCAAAAUCAUAAUAGAAGUAAUACAAUGCAUUAAUAACUUAACAGACUGUAUUCUUGAUCCAGGUAUUGUGAUUGAAAGGUAUGACAUUCAUCGUACAUCGAAAGGUACUAUUCUGAGUAUCCGGAAUCAUUUAGAAGACAUGCGUGUGUCAUGUUUCGAUCCGUAUGUUAAGGCUCCAUCAGCUUACCAUUGCGCUUCCAAAUGACUGUUUGCUACUGACCCAUACAUAUUCAGAUGGUGUUACGGAAACGACACAUGUUGAAGGACAAAGUAAUAAUUAUAGAGACGGAAUUAUAAUUGGAUCAUUAACUGGCUUUGUUAUCUUAGCUGUUAUUUGUGUGGUGCUAUGGCUGAACAGACGAUAUAUACCAUUAUGUGCAGAAUUAUAUCGGAAACAAGACAAGGCUGAAUCUGCAUACGAAGAGGUGGAACAGAUGGAGAUCACCGAGCCGUCGGCACAACCAUCCAACCAACAACAAAGCAUUGCUGAUUCUGCAAACGUAGUGAUGAAUAUUCUAACUGGAACAAAUGAGCCGUCGGAACCACCAUCUAACCAGCAACAAAGCAAUGCUGAUUCUGCAAACGUAGCGAUAGACGAUACAACUGGAACAAAUGGUAUGAAGGAUUUUCUAAUUUUACACGCGAUGGACGAUGCAGACCUAGCCAGGAAGGUCAAGGAGAAGAUGGAGCAUGUGCUUGACGUUAAUAUUCGGCCAUUAGUAGACGUGUUUGGCGAUGUCGGUCUAAAUCAUGGACAAUUAUCGUGCAUUGAUUCAAUGAUGAAUGAAUACAGAUGUAUAAUAUUUCUCGUCACUCCGAACUUCAAACUAGACAAGUUACAUUUGUAUCAAGGCGAAACCACAUUAGUGAUGGAUUUGAUGGGUGUAAGACGUGACCAACAACAUCGGUUUGUACCACUUUUAUGCGACAUUAAGUUGAGCGACCUCAAAGUAGGUUGGCUUUCAACAUUGAUACCUUUAUAUUUUACAGACAGUGGUAUGCAGCAAGUUCCGCGAUUGAUUGAAAACAUUCGAAAAAUGAAACUUUAAAUCAAGAUUGCGCUACAAUCAAACAAAUUCACAUAGUAAUUGUUAAAAAUACCGAUCACAUGACAGGUGACUGAUUUAAGUUGUUUCAUGUUGUACUUAAUGAAUUGUGUAUCUAUGUGUGACAUAACUUGUACAUAUUUAUGCUGAUUGUGUUGAAGACAACUCAAUUAUGUUUUUAAAAGUAAAGUUGAUAAGCUCAAGCUCUGUUCACAUCAUGCUUGAAUGCGAUAAAAAAAUGUGGCUGGCUCUAAGUUGCUAUAUAACUCAAGUGAGCGAUCAAGCUAAUAAGGUCGCCUUAUAGUUGUGUUAUGUAUGUAUAGCGGCACCGAUUUUUACCCAACUAUAAUUUGACGUGUUAUGAAGUAUUUAAUUCCUGGUGCUUUUGAAGACAGUAAUGUGAGUUAAUAAAAUAUUGCAAUUUG
Messenger RNA from Dreissena polymorpha, 2003 nucleotides. Its product is annotated as TIR domain-containing adapter molecule 2-like. The record is from RefSeq and is a predicted model, not a curated record. The transcript is spliced from 8 exons. Gene Ontology annotation, biological process: signal transduction. NCBI's taxonomy places the organism in Eukaryota, Metazoa, Mollusca, Bivalvia, Myida, Dreissenidae. The coding region runs from base 697 to 1581 and encodes 294 amino acids.